This is a messenger RNA of Salvelinus fontinalis (brook trout), 3245 nucleotides long. Its product is annotated as interaptin-like. The record is from RefSeq and is a predicted model, not a curated record. The coding region runs from base 639 to 3245 and encodes 868 amino acids. Lineage: Eukaryota; Metazoa; Chordata; Actinopteri; Salmoniformes; Salmonidae. The transcript has 14 exons.
CGCUUGGCAAUGCACAUGAUGAUCUUAGGCUUGUGUGCGAUUGUUCGGUCAUGGAAACCCAUUUCAUGAAGCUCCCAACGAAUAGUUAUUGUGCUGACAUUGCUUCCAGAGGCUGUUUGGAACUCGGUAGUGAGUGUUGCAACCGAGGACAUCACUCAGCGGUCCCCUUCUGUGAGCUUGUGUGGCCUGUAGGCCAAGCUUGUGUGGCCUACCAUUUCGCGGCUGAGCCGUUGUUGCUCCUAGACGUUUCCACUUCACAAUAACAGCACCUACAGUUGAUCGGGGCAGCUCUAGCAGGGCAGAAAUUUGACGAACUGACUUGCUAGAAAGGUGGCAUCCUAUGACGGUUCCACGUUGAAAGUCACUGAGCUCUUCAGUAAAGCCAUUCUACUGCCAAUGUUUGUGUAUGGAGAAUCUUUCAUUUUGGCUGUGUGCUCGAUUUUAUACACUUUUCAGCAAUGGGUGUGGCUGAAAUAGCCAAAUGUACUAAUUUGAAGGGGUGUCCACAUACUUUUGUAUAUAUAGUGUAGUACAGUGUGUUUGUUGCAGGAACAGAGAAUGAGUAGAUAUGUCCCAAAUCUAUAAUAAUUGUGUCAUAAUGAUGAUAAUAACGGUGCUGAUAACUCACUGUUCAGGAGAUGCAGGAUGUGAUGGCAGAGAAGGAUUUCCAGCUGGCUGAAUGUGAGUUUAAAGUCAAGGAGCAGGAAGCCGCCAUCCUGAAACUCAACCGCAAAAUACAUGAGAAAGAUAGUGAGAAGAAAAAAGCUGUUCGGUCAAGCGAUGGAGUGACAGACACGAUAGGCCAGCUUCAGGCAUGUCUGCGGGAGAAGGAGAAAGAACUGCUGACCCUCAACAAUCUGCUGUUUAGCCAUGAGGAUACAAUCCAUACUCUUGAGAAUGAGCUGGCCAAUGAGAAGGUCAAAUAUGACUCAAAGACCAAGGAGCUCCAGGAUGCUUUGGAACAGUCCAAUGAAGAGAUGGCAGAGAAAGACUUCCUCCUAACAGAGAAAGAGAUUCAUAUGAAGGAGCUGGAAGCUGCCGUAAAGACAUUUAACUGCACACUGCAGGAAAAAGAUAAAUUGCUACAGGAGGGCCAUGUGUGCACAUGCCCUGACAUUACCACUGGUCACCAUCAGGAAUCAGUGUUUCAGCAGCAGGUUGAAAAGGUGAAAGAGAAUUCUGAGAGAGCCAGGGAAGAGCUGCUGUCUGUGGUAGAGCAGAACAACAGGGAGAUUGAGCGUCUUCAGAAGGCUCUGCUGGACAUCCAAACACACCCGCCUGCCCAAGAAGAUCUCCUGUCUCACAUCCAAGAUGCUAUAAAUCAAGCCAAGGAUGAGAUCCUCACUGCCAUUGAAGGGAAAGGAAACGACAGUUCUUCAAACCUGUCUCUACUGAUGCAGAAGCUAACCGAUCUGCAAGAUAGGAACAAUCAGCUGUCUUGCUGUCAAGAUCUGAUAAAUAGUGUGGAUGCUCUGAUGCGACAGCGAGACAUAGAGAUGGCUCAGACCAGGGAUGUGUUUAACCGUCUGCAGGGAGCCAGGCAGGAGCUGGAGGAGAGCCUGUGCCAAACACUACAAGACAAGGACAGGUCCUUUGCACACCUACAGGUCACUCUGGACAGGAAGAACAAGGACAUGGAGGUCAUGGCUGGUCAGUUCCACAGCCAGAUGGAGGAAAGCAACAGGGAGCUAGAACGACUGGAGCAGAGACUGAGAGAGACAAAGGACAUGUUGGCUCAAACCAAUGCAGAUAAGCAGAGCCAGCUGACUGACCACCAACUCACAGUGGAAGAGAUCCAGUCUGCCACCAGUAUCAAUGCUCAAGUGCUAAAGUCUUUAGAGUCAGUGAUGAAGGGCUUGGACCAGGAGCUCCAGGAGAAAGACUAUAUCAUAUCCCAGCUACAGGAGGUUGUCAAUAAGAACUCAGAGGAUCUAGAGAUCAUGGUUGGCCGGUUGCAUAGCCAGGCUGUGGGUAGCAACAAAGAGCUGGAACAACUUGAACAGAGGCUAAAAGAGACAGAAGCCAUUUUGCUUCAGACAACCCAGGAAAAGGAGACACAGAUGACAGACCAUCAACUUGAAAUUGAGAAACUGCAGGGUGAAGCUAAAGACAGCAACAGGAAGUUGGAGCAGCUGGAGGAGAAACUCAAGGAAAUGGAGGACAUUUUGUCUCAUACCACUGGCAAAUAUCUGCAGGACAAUCAACUUACAGACAGGAAACUGCAGGGUCAAGCGGAGGACAGAGACAGGAAGUUGGAGCAGCUGGAACAGAAACUCAAGGAGACUGUGGACAUUUUGGCUCAGAUCACUGACGAUAAGGACAAACUGUUGCUAGAAAAUCAACUGGCAGAACAGAAACUACAGAGCCAGACUGAGGACAGUAGUAUGAAACUAGAGCAACUGGAUCAGAUGUUGAAAGAGAAGGACCUGCUGUUCAUGCAGAGCACGGCAGACAAGGAGAUACAGCUGACGAACUACAAACUCACAGUAGAGAAGCUAAUGUCUUACAUCACCAUCAAUGAACAGAUGUUCAAGGAGUUGAGAGAACAUCACAGACAGAUUCUGGCCAAGCAUACGCUGGAGCUUGAGGACUAUGGGAAGAGGCAGGAGAAGCUAUCCACAGCACAGAUUCAGAUCUCUGCCUCCCUGCAAGAGAAGUGCUCAGAGGUCUCUGAACUUAGACUCCUGACUGAGAGGGAGCAAGUCAUCAAGGGCCUGGAGCAUUUUGCAGUCCAAAGGGAGGGGGGGGGAACUAAUCCCUGUCAGAGAGAGACUCUAGACCCUGACAACCACACCAUCCCAGAGAACAGUGAAGUUCCUUCAACCGAGGCUGGCCCGACCAAGUGUGAGAGGUGUCUCCAACUUUUGCAGAGGGGGAAUGGCAGUCUGCUGGUCAGACUGAGGGCUAGCAAGCGCCUCAACAAGACCCUGCGUAGCCAACUGGACCUGUGCAGAUCCAUUAUGGCUCAGAGAGAGGGGGGUGAUGGACGCAGUUUCUCCCCUUCCAACUCACUCACAGUGGAAGAAGAAAUGAAGGAGCAGCUGCAGGAGAUCUUGAGGCUGAGACAGAGUCUGGAGGAGAGCAUCCAGGCAAACAGGAGGCUUCAGGAGCAUCUGAAGAACCAUAAGGCCCAGCAGGCAGCAACUCAGAUUGGAGCCCAGCAGGCAGGGACAGAGAUGGGCCAGAACCACCCAGGUCAGUCAGACAUAGGGAUCAUUAUUUAUUUAUUUAGGGCCAAAUCAUAA